This is a messenger RNA of Paramecium tetraurelia, 282 nucleotides long. RefSeq lists its product as uncharacterized. The transcript has a single exon. The record is from RefSeq and is a predicted model, not a curated record. NCBI's taxonomy places the organism in Eukaryota, Ciliophora, Oligohymenophorea, Peniculida, Parameciidae.
AUGUAAGGAUUACCUCAAAAAAAGUGUCAGCUCCUGUUUAAAGAGUAGAUACCUGUUAAAAAAAAGAGUUCAUAAUUUGUCAAAUUGAAAACUCUCACUCUAAGUAAUUGGAAAUCAAAAGAAUUGACAUCUCAAUUACUUAGUCCUAUAAAAUAUUAACCACCUCCAAUUAUGGAACCGAGAAGCUAAUCAAGAGCUAAUUUCUUUUAAUCUUAGCAUAUCAUAAUAAAAAUAUUUGAUGGAAAACAAAAUUUUAUGAAAAAGCAAUAUUUCAAUUUCUGA